Messenger RNA from Nerophis lumbriciformis (worm pipefish), 1447 nucleotides. RefSeq lists its product as uncharacterized. The record is from RefSeq and is a predicted model, not a curated record. Lineage: Eukaryota; Metazoa; Chordata; Actinopteri; Syngnathiformes; Syngnathidae. Gene Ontology annotation, molecular function: RNA polymerase II cis-regulatory region sequence-specific DNA binding; DNA-binding transcription factor activity, RNA polymerase II-specific. Gene Ontology annotation, biological process: regulation of transcription by RNA polymerase II.
UUUCUUUUGGCGCAUGGGCAAACGAAUCGGGCAGCUUCAAGACCUUCAUGGCGGACUGAACGGCUUCGGCUUUCCGGAGAAGUUUCGAUUUACGAUCAAACAGCGAUAUAGAUUCUCAAAGAUUCGUCUUUUCUAAAGUCCAAGAUAAACAUUUUUUAGUUGGGAGCGAUGGAGUGUUAUCUCAAGUGAUGAUUAAGGACGUGAUAGAAGAUGGACGACUACUGCUAUGCUAAGAUGGCGACGUCAUGUAAAAGAGAAACUGAAAGAGAAUCAACUUCCAGCAAAUCACCAACGGAGAUAAAGACGAAAGAUGAAGCUGUCCAGCAGCUGAUUGGUCAUCCAGAAGAACCUCCGCCUCAGCUACAUGGGGUGAACUUUACUUUGAAGCAGGAAGCUUCACAGCCCCUGCACAUUAAAGAAGAAGAGGAGGAACUCUGGAUAACUCAGGAGGGAGACCUUAUAAAGGAAGAGGGGGGACUCUGGAUCACUCAGAAGGGAGACUGUCUUUUAGGGUCGGAGGAAGCUGAUCUUACCAAGUUGCCACUGACUGUUGUCUCUGUGAAGACUGAAGACGAUGAAAAGAAACCACAAGUAGACAACCUCUUAGCUCCACUAUCAGAUAGUGAGGCUGAAGAAGAGGUUGACGAACCUUUGAGCAGCGAUACAGACUGUGAAGAUGAUAUGUGGACUCACUCUGAGAACAAACACUCUGACUGCUCUAAAAAGAAGACCGCUAGAACAUGUUUGACCUGCUCAGUUUGUGGCAAAAUAUGUGCUAAAAAGAGACGUUUGACUGAACACAUGAGAACGCACACAGGUGAAAAACCAUUUAAUUGUUCAGUUUGCGGUAAAAGCUUUUCUCAAAAGAGCAGUUUGACUCAACACAUUAGAACACACACAGGUGAAAAACCAUUUAAUUGUUCAGUUUGUGGGAAAAGCUUCUAUCUACAAAAACCUUUGACUGUACACAUGAGAACGCAUACAGGAGAGAGACCAUUUAAUUGUUCUCUUUGUUGUAAAACCUUCUCUCAAAGGGGCCAUUUGGCUGGACACAUGAGAACCCACACUGGAGAAAAACCAUUUAACUGUUCAGUUUGCGGUAAAAGCUUUUCUCAAAAGAACAAUUUGAUUGUACACAUGAGAUUACAUACAGGAGAAAGACCAUUUCGUUGCUCAGUUUGUAACGAAAGCUUCCUUAACAGACGCGGUUUGACUCGACACAUAAUGAAACAUAAGGCAGAAAAAACACAAUGUUUGUGAAACAUACUAAGAAGACCGAUUUAGUAAGACACAUGACAAAUCACACCAGAGAAAAAAUAUAUGUACGACUGCGAAUAGACAACCAAACUAUCUGUAAAGUAGUUGCCCACGUUACAUGUUUUGUUUGUAUACAUGGUAGCGAGAUUGUGUAUAGCGGUGAUAUCAAGCACUAAUUAAUAUUUAGAUC